Messenger RNA from Tupaia belangeri chinensis (Chinese tree shrew), 3229 nucleotides. RefSeq names its product neural retina leucine zipper (gene NRL). Gene Ontology annotation, cellular component: nucleus. Gene Ontology annotation, molecular function: DNA-binding transcription factor activity, RNA polymerase II-specific; RNA polymerase II cis-regulatory region sequence-specific DNA binding. Bases 1031 to 1738 code for a protein of 235 amino acids. The transcript has 4 exons. The record is from RefSeq and is a predicted model, not a curated record. NCBI's taxonomy places the organism in Eukaryota, Metazoa, Chordata, Mammalia, Scandentia, Tupaiidae. Gene Ontology annotation, biological process: retinal rod cell development; regulation of transcription by RNA polymerase II.
CAGUUGACCAUGUGGGUGUCCAGUGAUGUAACCAUUAUGCCAUCUGCUGGUCCCAAUGUUUGAACUUUUGACUGUAUAGAGGUUGAAUUGGGAAAUGAGUCUCACUGGCUGGAGAUCCUGCCUUGAUUCCCAGGAGAGUAGGGUCCUUGCUCUCUGUCCUUUCAUGCAGGGUCUGCUCUGAUUGGCCUGGACCCAGGCUGGAGUGACCCAGAGAGAGCAAAGGCCAAGAGAGGGAAGUUACCCUCCUCUUGUGCCAAGGCCUCGCACCAGAAACUGCCCCACACACCCAGGACUGCAGGACUCUGGGCCGCCCCAGCUGCCUGUCCUAGAGGCCACAUGCUGAGCGAGCUGUGGGUGUUGGCGGGGUGGAACACUAGGCUGCAGGAAGCUCAGACUCAGAGGGUGUCAGUCUGGGAAGGGAGAAAGCUUAGAUCACAGAUGUGGGCGCUCUGGCUUGGUCAGGGCAGACGCUGGGGUGGUUUCCACUGACCAGAGCAGGAUGGAUCCCAGGGUGCCCCUGAGGCAAGGGAGCUGGGAUACUGGGGUAUGGGGUCUGUUCCUGCUUCAGAUGUUUUCUCUGAGCAUUCGUUUAAAGGGCACAAAGUGGAGGAGAGCCUUUUCAUCUGUAGCCUGGCUCUGGCUCUCUCUUGUGAAGCCCCCACAUCUUCUGCAGUCCCCUAAAUGGAAACUUCUCCUUUCCUCCCAAGACCACCCACAGGGCUGAGCAAGUGGAACUGGUUGUGGGAGACAUAUGGGGUCACUUCAGACUCUGGCGACAGAAGAGAGGAGGCUGUGCAUAGGAGCUGCAUGCAAGCAGAACAAGCCCAGGGGCUCCAGGCCUGGCCAGAGAAAGAAGCCAGUCAAGGCUCCUUUCUGCCCUGCCAUAUAAAGAUGAGGUCGCUACCCCAGAACCUCUUCCUUGGUCUUCUGAUCUGGCUGUUCUCUGCAUACUCCCCGGAGGGACUCUUCUGACUCCACCCAAUCACCACGUGAAGUCCUCAGGUACAACCCUUCCAGCCUGGUCCCCGGAAUGGCACUCCCCCCUAGUCCCUUGGCCAUGGAAUAUGUCAAUGACUUUGACUUGAUGAAGUUUGAGGUAAAGCAGGAGCCCUCUGAGGCACAAUCUGGCCCCCCCACAGCCUCACUGGGCUCCACACCUUACAGCUCAGUGCCUCCUUCACCCACCUUAAGCGAACCAGGCAUGGUAGGGGUCACUGAGGGCCCCCAGCCGGGCCUGGAGGAGCUGUACUGGCUGGCCACCCUGCAGCAGCAGCUGGGGACUGGGGAGAGCCUGGACCUGAGUCCUGAAGAGGCCGUGGAGCUCUUGCAGGGCUCAGUUCCUGUUGAGGGACCCCAGGGAUAUUACCCAGGAAGCCCAGAGGAGACAGGAAUCCAGCAUGCCCAGCUGGCCCAGCGGUUUUCGGACGCAGCGCUGGUAUCCAUGUCUGUGCGGGAGCUAAACCGGCAGCUGCGGGGCUGCGGGCGCGACGAGGCGCUGCGGCUGAAGCAGAGGCGCCGCACGCUGAAGAACCGCGGAUACGCGCAGGCCUGUCGCUCCAAGCGGCUGCAGCAGCGGCGCGGGUUGGAGGCUGAGCGCGCCCGCCUGGCCACUCAAUUGGACGCGCUGCGGGCCGAGGUGGCCCACCUGGCCCAGGAGCGCGACCUUUACAAGGCUCGCUGUGACCGCCUGACUUCGAGCGGCCCAGGGUCCGGGGUACAUGCCCACCUCUUCCUCUGAUCCGCUGGGGGCCGCGGGAUGGUGGAGGAGGUGGGUGGAGGGGCAGCGGGGAACCACCAGGAGGCGGUUGUACCAUUCACUGGAUAGUUACCAAGAGCCUUCUGGUCCCAGGCACUCCCUGUACGACCACACAAGUAUUCUCAAACUUCUUGGACCCAUAAGGCAUGCCCGAAUUUAGAUGCCAAUCAUUUUCUGGGAGAGGGAGCCCUUGCCUUUACACAGGCCAUCACAGAAACCUAGGCCACAUGACUAGCACACUCAGUUCUUUAAGGACUGGUGCCUGGUGCCAGGCACAGGUGGAGGUGGGGGUGGGGUGGAGAUGUGAGUGAUGGCUAGGUGACAAUGAACCGGAGAUGAGGGAUGGCACAGCUCCCCCCUCAGUUUAGUUUUUAAUUCAAGGUUUUCAGCCUGUAGUGUAUUAAGGAUGUAAUUGGCAAUGAAGCUGUAUAUUGAUUCUGAGGCUUGUAACCUCUUCAUUUUAGGACUAUUGCAUUUUCAAGACUUCAAUUAUAGCAGCGAGGCAGACUUGGACAUCAAUCCAAGAUGCUUUUCCCCUACCCAACCCGGUGGCCCCCUGGGCUUAGAAAAGCAAACGCUUGAGGAGUGAGCUCUGGAGGUGGUUGGUGUGGGCUGGGACAGAGCCCUGGGCAAGAGUGGAGCCCCAGGCACUAGUCCUAGCUCUGCCAUGGGAUCCCUCUGUCACCUUGAGCAAAUCGAUUGCUCCCUGGGCUUCAGUUAUUUCACCUACUCCUUAUUCGGAUUGAAUGACUCCUGACACCAUUCCAGUUCUGGCAUCUGCCCAGUGUGGGAGUCCUGUUGGCCUCCCCAAGCACCCCCCCCCAAGAUGACCUCAUCAGAGGGCCCUCCUGUCCUGGCUGCAGCUUGGGCGGCCAAUGAGCCCAGGUGAGGAAACGUGUUUUUUUCUGCAUGCAGGCAUGCUUGUAAACACGCAAACACACACACACACACACACACACACACACACACACACGUUCUCUCUGGGUUGCCUCUGCCUCCAGACCUACCUCCUCCUGCCUCUCUGAGAGUCGAGGUGAGACUUCUCAGGAUGACAAGGAGUUGAGAGUGUAGCUUUUGUGAAUUAAACUUGAGGUCCAGGAGGAACCUUAAUGCCAUUGGCUAAGUGUUCUUGCAAUUUAAGAAAGGUCUAUUCUUUAUCCCUGCUUCAGGCUACUGUUCUGUGUCUAUGUGUGGGAGAGGGAGAGAGAGAAACUGGGAAGUUCCCACCUGGAACUGAGAGGCACAGCUUGGUUCUGGGGGGCUAGUGAAAAUGGGGUGGAGGGGUAGAGAUUGGGCCAAAUGGAGCCUUCCCCUCCCACCACCGCCAUCACCACCACCACCGCAAAGCUCAGGAGUAGCAGUAGUGGCCCAGCUAGAUCUGCCAGUGGCUAUGAGGUCUCACAGUUGCUAUGGUAACCCAGCCUUCCAGUUCAGUGGCCUCAGGGGAGGGCGGUGGGGCCUCUGGGCAGAGCA